CUGGAGUGGAACUUGUAGUCUACUUGUUUUUUUGUGUGUUUGUACUUUUCCGAUACUUUACAAAUAUUUUGCUCUUUUACAUACUGGACUAGCAUUACACUUGUUGCUAAGAUUACAUAUUAGACAAUUUAUUCAUUUAAUUUUUUUGAUUAACAGUAAAACACGUAGCUAUAGCUGGCUAGCUAGCUAGCAAAAGUGAAGCGUAGCAUCGUCCGGCAGCCAUGAUGGCGCAAGUUCAAGUAAUUAAAGCAUCCAACUGGCUGCAGCCGAGCAUUGUUGGGAACACAACCCCGCCAGUCUGUGCUGCGAGGAAGUAGGAGGAGGGCCGGGGCUUCACACACACUCACCGCCGGAGUCAGGUAACCGCCGACUGGCUUCCUCCUCCUCGCACACACACGAAAGGACGCAUAAGGAGAGCGCUUGUCUCUCCACUCCUUUUUUUUUUUUUUUUACUGUCACGUUCUCUUUUUUAGUUGGAGAAAGUUCAACAAAGUUUUUAACCUUUACUUCGUUUUAUUAGUCUAUUUCCGCGGCUUUUUUGUGCUAGUUUUGGACUGGACUCCUGUCAAGCGAUCCAGUGUAAACAGGUGCCAGGAUGGAUGAGGCGCAGAAGUACAAACACCGUCUGGAGGCCAUUGCUGAGAAGCGGCGGCUGCAGGAGGAGCAGGAGCGAGCCAAAAGAGAGAUGGAGGACGAAAAACUGAGAGUGCAGCAGCUCAAGAGGAAGUCCUUGAGGGAUCAAUGGCUGAUGGAGGGAGCUCCUUUGUCUCCUUCUUCCCUGGAUUCCCAAAGCCCACGCACUCCUCCAUGGGCCUCUCCGGAGGUGGGAGAGAACAGGUCACACAGUGUGCAGGUUUCAGAGGGAGAGGAGGAAGAACAGAUCGCAGUGGGCCAAACGGAAGCAGUGGAAAUGGAAGAGGAAGGCGUGGAAAUGAUGCGAGGUGCAGUUCUGCUGAAUAGAGACAACAACAACACAGAGAGAUCAGGGAAAGUUGAGGGUGAUGUGAAGGCGUGUCAAAUCUCAGCGCGGGACGAAGACGCAACAGUCAAUGGUGGAGGAGACUUGAAGGAAGGAGAUUUGAGACCCCACAAUGAGGCUUUGGAGCUUUGGAACUCUCAGGCCGGCACCACAAACGGACCAAGCGAGGAGGAACCGGGGAAGAGCCCGCUUGUCAACAUUUCAACUCUGAGCUGCACGGAGCUGGAUGAAGGGGUGGUCGUCAUGAGAGCCGAACGAGUCAUCAUCUUGGAUGAUGAUGAUGAGGAGGAGUUAGAAGAAACCCCGCAGACAACUCCAGAAUCGUCAGGAGAGACCGUGGAGGAGAUGGAAGGAGGUCUGGAAGCCUCUGUAGAAUGGGUGGAGAUUGAGGCUAAUGCGGAUGAGCAAUCAGGAACAGCAGGAGACGAUGGCGAGUGUGAGACUCAAGCGCAGGACAACAAAAUGGAGGUUGAAGCAUCCGUGGUGGUGACGCAAUCACCAGGCAUCCCUCCAGAGGGCGCCACAGUGGCUCCUGUGCCGGUGUACGCUCAGUCGGAGCCUUCACAGGCUCUUCAAGCCGAAGGAGAAACCCCAGCUGCAGAAGCAACACCGGGGGAAGCUGACACGUCUUCCCUAAAAGCCCCGGAGGAGCGCAUCGACUCUCAGUUCCACGAGGUUCCCCUGAGCGAUACUCUGGAGAACCACAGGACUGCGGCGGAACCCGGCGAGCAGGAACCUCUCCUGGAGGAGGUCCAAGCUGCAAACGUGCACAAGGCGGAGGCGGCCGAGAGCCGGCCGGCUGGCACACGCACACCUGGAGACGCCAUGGAGGCACCUAAAAAGAAAAGCUGCCAGUGCUGCUCCGUCAUGUAAAGCCAACAAAAAUAUUGACACUUUUUUUACGCAGUACAACAAUAACAAUACAAUAUGAUUCCACUCAUACAGUGUGCAGUUUAUAAUUGAAAUACCUUUUAUUACACUCAUUUUAUUGAGCUCAUGA
Messenger RNA from Nerophis lumbriciformis (worm pipefish), 1979 nucleotides. RefSeq names its product paralemmin 3 (gene palm3). Gene Ontology annotation, cellular component: membrane. The record is from RefSeq and is a predicted model, not a curated record. NCBI's taxonomy places the organism in Eukaryota, Metazoa, Chordata, Actinopteri, Syngnathiformes, Syngnathidae. Gene Ontology annotation, biological process: regulation of cell shape.